AAAAAAAAGGAAAUUAUUAUUUUUUCUCGCAUUUUCACUUUAAUAUAUACACGCAAUAAAAAAAAAAGAAAUAAAAUAAAUAUGGCCUCUCGUAAAACUUCAAUAUCACACGUUAUGAACGAUAGUUCGGCUGUCUCGAACGUUUCAGACCACCACCACCAACAAUCAACUUCUGGUGCUUGUAGCCUGAAGAACUUGUUGUCUGAUGACGGUCCUUCUUCUCACGUUCUUACUCAACAACACGCGUCUUCUUCUCAACAUUCACAACCACCUCCACCACCACAAUAUAACCAAAGUUCUGGUAACGGUGGUAAUAAUAUAGGAAGUUAUGGUGGUUCUUAUUCAAAUGAACAACAGAACCGUGAAUAUUAUCGUUCGCAUCAAUAUCAACAACAACCACAUAUUCCACAACUACAACCUUCUCGUAAUCAACAACAACAGCAUCAUCAUCAACAACAUCAUCAACAGGAACAGUUAGAAGCUGGUUCAAUAUUAUUAUCAUUGUCUAAUCCUAAUCAGAAUACUACACAGUCUCCUCCUUUAAAUUCUCAUUAUAGGGAUCAUUAUCCCCAAAAAGAUAAUGAACAACAAAUGUCUGAUGUAGAAGCUGCUACAACAAUUUCUUCAUUAUCUAGCAUAUCAAAUAAUAAUAAUAAUCAUCAUAAUAAUAAUAAUAAUACUAUAAAACCAAAUUCACAACAAAUUGAACAAAGACCUAGAGCAAAAAGUAAUUCCAUGUCAAUUAAAUCAUUAAUGUGUGGUGACGAAUCUACUUCAUCAGAGUCUGGUCAUUCAAUUUCAAGCGGAUCAUCAAUGGUUAAUAUCUAUAAUUAAUAUUUGUGCUUUUCGCGUUUUAAUAAUAGUCAUUAUCUUUUAUUAUUUCAAUUAUUUUCAUUAUCUUAAAUUAUUUCAA
Messenger RNA from Rhizophagus irregularis DAOM 181602=DAOM 197198, 913 nucleotides. RefSeq lists its product as uncharacterized. The record is from RefSeq and is a predicted model, not a curated record. Lineage: Eukaryota; Fungi; Glomeromycota; Glomeromycetes; Glomerales; Glomeraceae.